GGUGACGUCACAGGCGCUUGUCCGCUGUUGACUUGAAACAAAAACAGGAGAGGGGAGUUGGAGUGUGAGGCUGUUUUCUGACUGGGCAGCUUUCAGGUGACAAAUGACUGAAGUUAAGUGAAACCGAAGAAGGUGGCAGUAACAAUAUGAAGUUGUAUGUAUUUCUGGUUAACACUGGAACUACCCUUACAUUUGACACAGAACUUGCUGUACAAACUGUUGCAGAUCUUAAACAUGCCAUCCAAGCUAAGUAUAAGAUCGCGACUCAACAUCAAGUGUUGGUUGUCAAUGGAGGAGAGUGCAUGGUUGCCGACAGACGUGUUUGUAGCUACAGUGCUGGGACGGAUACAAAUCCCAUAUUUCUUUAUAACAAAGAGAUGAUUCUGUGUGACCGUGCACCAACUAUACCUAGGACAACGUUUUCUGCAGAAAAUGAGAUGGGGCUAAAGGUAGAGGAGUCCCUUAUGAUGCCAGCUGUAUUUCACACAGUAGCCUCGAGAACUCAACUUGCUGUGGAGAUGUACGAAGUAGCAAAGAAGCUUUGUUCAUUCUGUGAAAGAUUGGUCCAUGAUGAACAUCUUCAGCAUCAAGGUUGGGCUGCCAUUAUGGCCAAUUUGGAGGACUGCACCCAUUCUUUUCAAAAGUUGCUGGCAAAAUUUGAAAGCGCAUACAGCAAUUAUGAACAUUCUGUGGAAGAUAUUAAGCAAAAGCUUACAAACCUAGGCACUGCAGUCUCUGUAAUGGCCAAGAUACCACUGUUGGAGUGUCUAACGAGGCACAGUUACAAAGAAUGUCAAGAAAGACUGAAAUUACCAACACAGAAUGGAAGCACAGAAGAAGAAACCGAGGAUGUGAAGUCUACCAGUUCAGUACUUUGUUCUGCCAAACCUACAGUUAACAGAAAUUCGCCUUCUAGUUCUCCAUCUUUUGGACGUUCUGCACAGAAUAGUGUUAUCCAGCAGGAAGGAAAACACACUGAGACCAUUGAGGACAGGUUACAGAAAACAGUAGCAGAAGAUGACAUCAAAGUAGAUGACCAAGCUUUUUUCAAUGUUUCCUUGUUGGAUUGGGUUAAUGUACAAGAUAGACCAAAUGAUGUGGAGUCACUGGUCAGAAAAUGCUUUGAUUCAAUGAACCGACUUGAUCCAGAAAUUCUUCAGCCAUUUUUGGCAGAGUGUCAUGAAACAGUUGCCAAACUUGAUAAUCAGAAUAUGAAGGCAAUUAAGGGACUUGAGGACAGACUGUAUGCCCUGGAUCAAAUGAUAGCCAGCUGUAACAGACUGGUGAAUGAACAAAAAGAAUUAGCUCAGGGAUUUUUAGCAAAUCAGCAGAGGGCUGAAAACCUGAAAGACCCCUCUGUUCUUCCUGACUUAUGUCUGAGUCAUGCAAAUCAGUUAAUGAUUAUGUUAACAAACCACAAGAAACUGCUGGAUAUUAAACAGAAAUGCACCACUGCUAAGCAGGAACUUGCAAAUAACUUACAAGUCAGAUUGAAGUGGUGUUGUUAUGUGAUGCUUCAUGCGGAUCAGAAUGGUGAAAAACUCCAGGCUUUGCUAAAGCUUCUGACAGAACUGCAGGAGAGAAUACGAAUUGUUGAGGCACUUAGCACUGUUCCUCAAAUGUACUGCCUUGCUGUUGUUGAGGUAGUAAGGCGGAAAAUGUUCACUAAACAUUAUAGAGAGUGGGCUAGUGCUCUCGUAAAAGAAGGAAAACAAUUCUAUGAAGCGGAGAGGGUGAAAAGGGAAUCCUUUGGCAAACUGUUCCGAAGAUCGUUUCUUAGAAAUCGCUUGUUUAAGGGGCUCGACUCAUGGCCACCAUCAUCCUUUUGUACAUACAAGCCCCGAAAGUUUGACUUUGAACUUCCGGAUGUAUCCUUAACUGACUUACAAUUUCUGCAGUCUUGCUGCCCUUCAGAAGUUCAGCCUUUCCUCAGGAUUCCUACUCUGUGUGACUUUGAACCAUUGCAUCAGCAUCUUCAAAUCCUGUGUAAUUUAGUCAAAGCUGCUCAGAGUUGGGAUGAAAUGUCCCAAACCAUCACAGACUUGUUGACUGAGCAAAAGGUGUCCUUGGAUCAACCCUCGAUAACAACACCAACAAAAUACAGGCUGGAAAGCACAACCAGAACUAAAACUAACUCUUCAAGAUCCACAUCUACACUUAGCCUUCAGGGACCAAUCUGUCCAUCUGCCAAUGUUCCUGCCUCAUUAGAAGAGCUGUCCCCUGAUAGUAUUGAUGCCCAUACAUUUGAUUUUGAAACCAUUCCUCAUCCAAAUUUAGAACAAGUUCUCAAACAAGGAUCUAUUGAUAUGGACUCAUUGGCAGAAAGUCCAGAGUCUGAUUUUGUGUCUGCUGUAAAUGAAUUUAUGAUUGAGGAGAGCUCAACUUCACCCAACUUGAACAGUGACCCACAAAGUCCUGAAAUGAUGCUUGAAUCAUUGUAUUCUUCAGUUAUUAAUGCCAUUGAUAAUAGACGUAUGCAAGAUACAACUUUUUGUGAAAAUGAGGAUUCUAAAGAAGUUGCAACUCUUAAAGUGCAUUUAGAAAAAUACAGGGUUAUCACUGAGAUGUCUCAGUUGCAUUUUAUAAACAUUAAAAAAGAUCUUAAUCAUUUCAGAGAACUUGUGCAGAAAGAACAGUGUGCUAUUAGUAGUUCUAUGAAAAAUGUAAGUGAAGAAUUAAGAAACAUAAUUGAAACUGUAAAAUGUAGAGUUGAAUUGGGAGCAAAGGAAAGUUACCAACAAAAAUUGGAGAUUUUAAGAAAGGAUUAUGAAGAUCAAAUGGACAAAUUGAAUGUUGAAUUAGUGACAACUCAGCAAAAUGUAGAUCAGCUGAAAAAAGAUUUGUUGGAACUUGAAAAUUACAUAAAACAGAAGGAUCGUGAGUUUGCUGAGGCAAGAACUGAAAAUGAAGCUCUCUUGUGUUUACAAAUCAGUAAAGAUAAAGACAUACAUGACUUGGUGGAAGAUAGAAAAAAGAAGGAGACUGAAAUCCAAGAACUGAAACAAUUGAAAGAGAGUUUGUUAGAGGAAUUAAACAGACUUAAUAUAAAAGUUGAACAUGAAAUGAAAUGCUUAAGGGAAGAGCUUCAGAUUCUCGAACAAAGUCAUCUGAAGGACCUUGAAGAUAACUUGAAAGUCAGGCAUCAGCAAGAAUUGAAAAAGUUAAUGACUGAUCAUAGUAAUCAGCAAGAACAAAUCUCAAAGGAAAAUGAAGCCAGGUUAGAUCGCAUGCAGCAGUCUCUUACAAUGAAGCUUCAGGACCGAGAACAAGAACUGAAUGAACAUAAAUUGAAAGUAUCUGAACUUUCUGACUUUAGGUGCAAUUUGGAAGCUAAAUUGGCUUUGAAGGAAGUGGAAACUGAGGAAUUAAAACAGCGCUUGAAAGAGAUUCAAGUCCAACAAGAAGAGAUUGCAAACUGUCAAGUUAUGAAAGAAACUGAGAAAUAUAGGGAAGAGAUAACUGACUUGAAACACCAACUACAGCUAAAGAAUGAGGAAUACAAGGUAGGCCUUGCAGAAGAAAGAAUACUAAUAACCACAGAGAAAGAUCAGUGUAUUUCUGAUCUGUUAGACAGGCAAGAACAGGAGAAGGCCUUACUUAAAGCAGAACUAGAUAAAUUGGAUGUAAUGAGACAGCAAGCACUUGAUGUGGAGAUAGCAUUAAGAGGACAAGUUGAAGAGCUCACCAGUAAACUAAAAGAAUAUUUGAAAACAAUAGAAACUGAAAGGGAGGAAAUGGUGUCUGAAAAGCAGAGAAUUGCUGUUGAAGUAGAAGCAAAAUAUAAAGCGACUAUUCACGAUCUUGAAGAGGAGAAACAACAGCUGCUCAACACGUUAAGCCAGGAAAGUGAGGACUUUGUUAGAAAUAAAAUGCAUGAAGAUUGUGAAUGCAAAAGACAAACUCUUGAGCAAGAAUUGCAAAUAAAUCAACAGGUUGAAAGUCAACUUGAAGAUCAAAGUAGAGCUGAGAGCAAGGAUCCACUUUCAUCUGCGUCAGUGAAAUGGACUCCUCCACCAAGUACUAUUGCUGACCUUACAGGAAAGUUUCAAGAAGAGAAGGCCAACUUACUAGACCAACUAGAAAAAAGGAAUGAAGAGCUUCAGAGCCUUAAAACAUCGCUGAUAGCUGAACAACAGACUAACUUCAAUACUGUCCUAACUCGAGAAAAAAUGAAGAGAGAACAAAUUAUCAAUGACUUGAAUGACAAACUGAGAAAGCUAACCCAGCAACAAGAAAAGGAUAGAGUUUUGAUAGAAACGCUUUCUGCAGAUAGAGCUACUUUACUACAAGAAAAGAAACAGCUUGAUGAGGAGCUUAACAGACUGCAAAGCAAUGUGCUGGUUUGUUCUGCCUUUGCAUCACCUGGAAAUUCUGGAGUUGAGGCUUUGGUUUCUGGGCCUGAAAUUCCAUUUGAUUCAGAAAGAUUUGCACCUGUCGCUGCAGUAGCGGAAGAAGGCAGGAUAGAAUCUGCAAUGGACACAAGCUCUAUGACUGUGCGUGAAACCAUCCAGAUGUCUGAGGAGAAACAUAGGAUUAUGAUCUUAGAAAGAACAUUACAAAUGAAAGAAGAGGAGAAUAAACGUUUAAAUCAAAGAUUGAUGUCCCAGAGCAUGUCUUCUGUAUCUUCCAGACAUUCUGACAAAAUAGCUAUUCGAGAUUUCCAAGUUGGGGAUUUAGUACUUAUUAUCUUGGAUGAACGUCAUGAUAACUACGUUCUAUUUACGGUUGGCCCAACACUCUUUUUCCUACAUUCAGAGUCACUAGGAGCACUGGAUCUUAAGCCAAUUCCAGGUUCUUCCAGGAGACCUUGGGUAUUGGGAAAAGUGAUGGAAAAAGAAUAUUGUCAAGCUAAAAAGGCUCAGAACAGAUUUAAAGUUCCUCUGGGAACAAAAUUCUACAGAGUGAAAGCUGUGCCCUGGAACAAGAAAGUCUAACAGUGAUAUGAAACAAACUGUUAUCAGCUGACCCUUUCUUUUCUGUCGCAAUUCCUUUAUAACUUGUUGGGCUACAUUUGUCAUGCAGCUUCUAAAGGUACUUGGAAAAGAAGGCGACACAAAUGUAAUUCACAUAAGUAGAAACUUGCUGAAGAAAUGCUUCACUUUUUUUGAUAUUCCCCAUUCAAAACAUUUUGAAUUCAACACUGCCCGGAUUAUAAAAUGCAUCUCGUCCCAUUCAAUGAACUGCUUUUGUUCUUACCCACAUGACUAGAAAUAUGGACCAACUACAUUAUUUUCAAAGAGCCUGUCCUCUACAUUUGUGGCAUAAUAGCCAUGUGAUUUGCCUAUUCAAAACAAAAAUCUUCGAAUACUGAGAUGUACAGUUCUCAUUACCAGCAUUUGUCGAGGAAUUUGUCACAAAGUAGUUUGAGAAAAUCGUAUUUACCAGAUGUCUUUCAUCAUUUAAAUAUUUGAGUGUUCCUAGCAUGAAAAUAUACCAUAUAAAAUUUUAUCUGAAGUUUGCUUCUAUGGAUUUUCAUUCUUGUUGUCAAUCUACAUGCAUACUGAAGUUACAUAAAAUUAUAUCGAUCUAGCUAUGUAUAGUGAAGAAUUCUUCAAAUUAAUAUGACUGGAAUUUGAAUCUGUUGCUAGAAUUGCGUUUCUGUAAAAAUGCACCAUCAAUCAUUAAUCAUCUGUAUGCACAAUGGAAGGGAAGAACUUGUGUUGUUUACAAAUAACAGUACUAAAGCUUCCCAGAAGCCUACAGCUGAAAUAAAUGUAAUAUAUUGUUUCAUCUUAGUGGCCAGUGUCCAUGUAGUUUUGAACCAAUUUUUCAUUGUAUAUUAACCAUCAUAAAAAUCUUUAUGAACAUUACUGUAUUGCACAAAUUCAAUUUUGAAACAAUAAACAAAUAUGUAAGUAUGCAUAUCAUGAAAAAUGUUUAGUUACAGUUCUGGAUUACUGGGAGAAAACUUAUUAAAAUUCAGUGUAAAUUUAAUUAUUAGAUAAAGUUGUUAACAUUGCCUUCUCGUGAAAAGCUAUUACUGUGUUCUGUAUGCAAUGUUGUCUGUUUUGAGUGCUUCCUUGGCUGUAAAAUGCUUUCAAGCAUCCAGCGGUUGUGAAUAGCAGUAUGUAAUUGCAAAAUGUAUUCUUGGUAUAUAAUUGGGAUUAAUUCUUAAUAUAGGUGUGAUUUAAAAUUUUAGCACUGUAUGUUGGCCUACUAUAAUAGCUGAAUACAGCAUAUUUGAGUGACAGAUCUAUUAGCAAUGAACUAUGUAUGCUCCCUUGACUGUGGUAAAUAAGCAGUUGGAUAGAAGCUUGGUACGAAUUAAGCAACAAGAACGGAGGGGGAAUAAAAAUUUUAAUCUUUACAGCAAUGUAUAAUCCUCUUGAAAAGCACUGGUUCCAAGGCAACUAAUAAUUAGCAAUACAUCAAAACCCAGAACCAGAAUUGAGAAUUGUUCUUCAAAUCUACUUUAAUAGGAAUUGACUAUAAUCUCUAAUCUUUAGCUCAGACUAUGAUUUUUUUUUUCCAUUCCUUUGGAAGAUUUUCCUGCAGCUAUCUAAUGCCUGAUUCAGACUGACUUGUAUGUGGUUUUCUGUCUAUUGUGGCUACUGUGGGUCAAUUUGUUACUGUUUUAACUUCAAAGCCAAUUCUGAAAGGAUGUUAUGAAGUUUGUUUUCUCACCCUCGUGAAUUCAAUUUGUAUUCAAAGCUACUACUGGAUUUUGGGCAUUAUUAUUUUGGUUGCCACCUGUUACUUAUGCAUGUGCUGACAUUAGGGCUAACUUCACAGUUGUAAUGAUAAUACAAAGCUUCAGCUGAACUUUACUUCUCCUUUAGCUUUGAUCACUUCAUUACUACUGUUUUGUCAGAUUACUCAAGUUAUGGAUGAGCUGCAAUUUCUUAGUGAAAUGUUGGGAAAAUCUAUUUCUGCAGCUUGCCACAAACAUGUUGGGGACAGGAACUGAAUUCAUGCUGUCACUGUUUUCAGGUAAAGUUCUAUUAGGCCUCAUUGAACAACUGACUGCAUAUGCUUUCUAUCACAAGAAUUACUCCUUUCAUCUCUCUCCUCAAAUUCCUCAUUCCCUGCCUUAACCUAUCUGUUUCUGAAAUAUUCACCUCUUUUAUUUGAUAAUUUGGAAUUUGAUUUUUUUCCAGUCCAGGCCUCUAGCCUCCAUAAAUCUAAGCUAAUCUAAAAUCAAUGCAAGUUCUAUCGCAUGCAUUCACCACAUGUCCCUUGCAAACUUUCAUAGGAUCCUUGUCUCUUAGUGACCACGGAAUAAUUUUCAGGGUUAAAUGUCUUUAUAGAUGUAGAGCACUCUUGGUUGAAAACUCUAGCCAUAUAAUUUGCCUUGCAGAAAUAUCCAAUUCCUGUUUGUAUGUCUUUCCCAUUCUACAGUUUACAGCUUUACCUUCAGCUUUCUCAGCUCCAUUCUGUAGUUUUUCUUUCUUAAUGCUCAUCUUUCCAUUUGUCUCUUUAAAGGAAAGUCUUAAAAGAUCU
Messenger RNA from Stegostoma tigrinum, 7440 nucleotides. RefSeq names its product RB1-inducible coiled-coil 1 (gene rb1cc1). Gene Ontology annotation, molecular function: protein kinase binding; molecular adaptor activity. Gene Ontology annotation, cellular component: phagophore assembly site membrane; extrinsic component of membrane; Atg1/ULK1 kinase complex. Gene Ontology annotation, biological process: autophagy of peroxisome; autophagy of mitochondrion; piecemeal microautophagy of the nucleus. The record is from RefSeq and is a predicted model, not a curated record. The coding region runs from base 147 to 4934 and encodes 1595 amino acids. The transcript is spliced from 23 exons. NCBI's taxonomy places the organism in Eukaryota, Metazoa, Chordata, Chondrichthyes, Orectolobiformes, Stegostomatidae.